Fragaria vesca subsp. vesca is the source of this 2998-nucleotide messenger RNA. RefSeq lists its product as uncharacterized. Lineage: Eukaryota; Viridiplantae; Streptophyta; Magnoliopsida; Rosales; Rosaceae. Gene Ontology annotation, molecular function: protein binding. The record is from RefSeq and is a predicted model, not a curated record. The coding region runs from base 1 to 2835 and encodes 944 amino acids. Gene Ontology annotation, biological process: meiotic cell cycle; regulation of synaptonemal complex assembly. The transcript is spliced from 5 exons.
AUGAGAAUCGCCGAGAUGUCAACGCCGGAGCUCCGGCAAAGCCACAACGACUCCGCCUCCCAACCGCAACCUCAUCAGCACCUGAUCUCCCAGAUCGAGUCCUCAGUCAACCAAACCGAGAGCCUCUCCCCUGAGAAUCUCAUACCGGACACAAUCUCCGCCGAUCUCCGGCGAGCCUUGACUCAACUGAGCCACCACGCUCCGUUCCCCAACUCUCUCAAGCUCGUCAUCUGGAAACUCAGUUACCGCCUCUGGAACGCCUGCGUCGAUCUCUCCAACACCACCUCCCUCCGCUCCCUCCCUUCCUCCAAAGCCGAAGAGCACGCCAAGCUCCGCCACAUCGCCGCCGACCUACUCUUCGUCGCCGGUGACGUUUCCGGCGUUCCUUCCCCGGCGAUCAAGUCCGCCUCGUUCUACCACAAGACCGGCGUCAAAUGGCACGAGCUUCGGAAAUUCGACCUCGCUUCGUCGUGCUUCGAGAAAGCCACCGAUCUGCUCUCGAAGAUCGGAAUCGACACAGUCUCCGACGCCGGCGAGAAGAAGCUGUUUCUGGAUUUGAGCAUCGCUAGGUCAAAAACCGCCUGGGAGGUAUCGGACCGGAAUCUCGCCGUGGCGCUGCUGAACCGGGCCAAGAGCUUGCUGUUCGGGUCGCCGGAGCACUACAAAACCCUAGCCAGUCAGUACUCGUCGUUCGGAAAGAGCGCUCUGUCGAACAGCGAGAGUAGCUCUCUCAACGAAGCGUUGAAGCUCAUGAACGAGGCUCUGGAGCUCUACGAGAAGGGGCUGCGCGUGGCGAGGACGCGCGAAGAGACGGCGGAUCUCAAGGCGUUAAGGUCGAAGACGCUGCGGUUCAUCUCGGCCGUUCAUUUGCAGAUGAACGAGUUCGAGAGCGUGAUCAAGUGCGUGAGGGUGUUGCGAGACGGCGACGCAGGUGAUCAGCACCCUAGCCUUCCGGUGAUGGCGAUGAAGGCGUGGUUGGGGUUAGGGAAGUACGGCGAGGCCGAGAAGGAGCUCAGGGGCAUGGUGGUAAAUAACGGCAUUCCCGAGGGGGCUUGGGUUUCGGCGGUGGAGGCUUACUUUGAGUCGGCCGGGACGGCUGGAGCGGAGACGGCGAAGGGAGUGUUUUUAGGGCUGCUUGGGAGGUGCCACGUCAGCGCCAGCGCGGCGGUUAGGGUUUCUCACAGGGUUCUUGGGGAGAGUUGCAGUGAGGGAUCAAAAGUGAGGGCUAAGGUGGUUUCGGAGCUUGUAUCUGAUGACAGAGUGGUGGCUCUCUUCUCCGGUGAGGCUGCUGCGAAGCAGAGGACUGCAAUGCAUGCUGUGCUUUGGAAUUGUGCUGCUGAUCAUUUCCGGUUGAAAGACUAUGUAACAAGUGCAGACCUGUUUGAGAAAGCAAUGCUGUAUAUCCCAUUCGACAUAGAGAAUCGAAUUCUUCGAGCCAAGGGCUUCAGAGUAUUGUGUCUCUGCCACUUGGGUCUUUCCCACCUUGAUCAAGCUCAAGAAUACAUCAAUGAGGCUGAAAAGCUUGAACCUAACAUUGCUUCAGCUUUCCUAAAGUACAAGAUUUAUCUGCAGAAGAAAGACCAGGAUGGGGCUAUUAAUCAGAUUCAGGCAAUGACAACCUGCCUUGAUUUUACGCCAGACUUUCUCUCUCUUGCGGCCCAUGAAGCUGUUGCCUGCCGUGCUCUUGCUAUUGCUGUUGCUGCACUAUCGAAUUUACUGAACUUUUAUGCCCCAGGGAAAUCCAUGCCAACAAGUGAAGUUGUAGUUCUGCGCACCUUGGUCACAAUCCUUACUCAAGAACCUGGGAAUGAGCUUGAAGCCCUUAAGUUUGUUAAGCGCGUUCAUAACCGGGCAUCUGAGCUUGGGCCUAAUUGCUUUUUUGGGACUGGGGAGGUCGGAAGAAGGGAAAGGAACUGGUUUGCUGUGACUUCAUGGAACCUUGGGACGAAAACUGGCACUGAGAAAAAUUAUGAAUUAUGUGCCGAAUUCUAUAGACUGGCAUCAGAGUUUUAUUGUCUUCAGGUUGAUGGGCAGGUAGGAGAAAACAUGGUCUGCAAAGCACUAAUAUUGACUGUAUCUGCAAUUAUAGCUUCAGAGAAUCAGAAGAAGAUCACAUUGCCCGAAAGUGAGGUGAAACAAGCUGUACAGCUUCUAGAUAGAGCAGGGAAGAUACUGAAGUCAACCUUACCAGGGAAUCGGCUUAGUGGUGAUCCAGUUGCCACCAUGGAACCUGACCUAUACUUCAUCUACACCUUUUGUGCCUAUGACAUACACGGAAGGCUCAAUGAUUCAGGAUUACAGCUACAACUUGUAAAGGCUUUUGCUAGUUCAAAGGCCUGCAAUCCCAAGUUCCUCCUUCAGAUUGGCCUGACUGCUUCCCAAGGUACACAGUGCAAUCACGAAGUAGCAACCUUUGCUCUAAAUGAAUGCCUCUCAGCUUUUCUCUCUUCCUGCUCUCCGGACUACCAAAAUGUGGCUCUGAUUGUCCGGAAGCUCAUUGCGGUGACCAGCAUUCACAAAGGCGAUACAGAUGACGAUGCUGUGUAUAACAUGUACAAGCAAGCUUACAGAAUAAUGGUGGGACUGAAGGACAGUGUGUACCCCACUGAAGAGGGAAAAUGGCUAGCCAUGACGGCAUGGAAUAGGGCGUCAGUGCCUGUGAGACUUGGCCAGAUUGAUGCGGCAAGGAAAUGGAUGGAUCUCGGUAUGCAGCUAGCUAAACAUGUUAGUGGAAUGGAGACUUAUAGGGCAUGCAUGGAGGACUUCAUUAACGGCUUUGAGAAGAAAUUUGGUGCCCCAAAUGACGGCGGAAACAGACCUCAGCUGGUACAAUAAUUCGUGUUUAUCAGGUUAGGAAGAUGGUGGAUUUCUCGUAUAGAAGACUAUGGUUGCAUUACAACAGGAGAUGCCAUGGUCUGGAAACUCAUGUCAAGUAGUAGUUUAACUCUAAUGGUAACUAUGUAUCUAAAAAUUAUGCAUUAUAUUGCUAAACUUUAGU